Molecule: messenger RNA, 1886 nt
Organism: Megalobrama amblycephala (Wuchang bream)
Lineage: Eukaryota; Metazoa; Chordata; Actinopteri; Cypriniformes; Xenocyprididae
Product: synapse differentiation-inducing gene protein 1-like
Exons: 3
Coding region: 163-669 (168 amino acids)
Cellular component (GO): membrane
Source: RefSeq, a predicted model, not a curated record
CAAGCGGAUUGCUUCAUCUUAUCUUUGCAGCGACCCUCCCAUUACAGUCCUAUAAAUUUCGACAUCACAAUCAGAGGACACGGUUCACUAAAGCACAAGACUGACGGCAGAUACACCAGCGAGGAGCACGAAACCAAAGAGAUCACGACUACAAGAAAAGAAAUGUACAAUCAAGGACCAGCAAUCGGAAGAAUUAACUACUCAUUCAGUGACCCAGAAGAGCAGAAUCCAUCAGCUAAGCCCAGGAUGGCUCAGCCUUUGCCAGGGUCCUAUCCCAACUCUUCCAGCUUUCCCCUCCAGCAGUAUGGAGCUCCAGUUAGCCCUCAGGGACCAUAUACCCAACAGCAGCCAUAUCCACCGAAUGCAGGUCACACUGGGGUCACCGUUCAGCCAACUGUGAUCAUGACCUCCAGACCAGCGUCCAAUCAUAUGUCGGAGUUCUUGUGCUACUCCAUCUUUAACUUGCUCUUCUGCUGUUUCCCUCUGGGAUUCGCUGCUGUUAUCUACUCUGCCGCUACACGAGAUGCUAACCUGGCAGGACGGCAAGAUUUAGCGAUCAGGUCCUCCAGAACGGCGUUGACCCUGAACAAUGUUGCCCUCGGUUUCGGCCUUGCACUGUACACAAUAGCCACCGUCCUCUUACUGUGGGUGUACGGAGUAAUUAAAUGAACAGAUGCUGUAUUGUGCUUUUCAAAUGCUGCUACUUGUGAUUUUGCAGACCCUUUUUCAAGACAAUUUGAGGAAAUAAUCUAAUGUAUGUUUGCUUUAUUUCUUCUUUAUUUAAUUCUGUUGGAUUGAGAACGGUAUGUAAAUUAUAUGUAACUAAAUUACACAUCAAAAUAAAGCCUUUAAAUGAAGAAAAAGGACUCUUUGAGUGUUCUGGGUUUUUUUAUAGUUCUGUUUCUUAAUGAAACACAUUAAGGGCCCUAUAAUACACCCGGCGCAAUGCGACGCAAGGCGCAGCGCAAGUGUGUUUGCUAGUUUGCGUCCGGCGCCGUUCGCGUUUUCAGGCUUAGCUGACGUCACGACUUAACAAGCGGAUUGCUUCAUCUUAUCUUUGCAGCGACCCUCCCAUUACAGUCCUAUAAAUUUCGACAUCACAAUCAGAGGACACGGUUCACUAAAGCACAAGACUGACGGCAGAUACACCAGCGAGGAGCACGAAACCAAAGAGAUCACGACUACAAGAAAAGAAAUGUACAAUCAAGGACCAGCAAUCGGAAGAAUUAACUACUCAUUCAGUGACCCAGAAGAGCAGAAUCCAUCAGCUAAGCCCAGGAUGGCUCAGCCUUUGCCAGGGUCCUAUCCCAACUCUUCCAGCUUUCCCCUCCAGCAGUAUGGAGCUCCAGUUAGCCCUCAGGGACCAUAUACCCAACAGCAGCCAUAUCCACCGAAUGCAGGUCACACUGGGGUCACCGUUCAGCCAACUGUGAUCAUGACCUCCAGACCAGCGUCCAAUCAUAUGUCGGAGUUCUUGUGCUACUCCAUCUUUAACUUGCUCUUCUGCUGUUUCCCUCUGGGAUUCGCUGCUGUUAUCUACUCUGCCGCUACACGAGAUGCUAACCUGGCAGGACGGCAAGAUUUAGCGAUCAGGUCCUCCAGAACGGCGUUGACCCUGAACAAUGUUGCCCUCGGUUUCGGCCUUGCACUGUACACAAUAGCCACCGUCCUCUUACUGUGGGUGUACGGAGUAAUUAAAUGAACAGAUGCUGUAUUGUGCUUUUCAAAUGCUGCUACUUGUGAUUUUGCAGACCCUUUUUCAAGACAAUUUGAGGAAAUAAUCUAAUGUAUGUUUGCUUUAUUUCUUCUUUAUUUAAUUCUGUUGGAUUGAGAACGGUAUGUAAAUUAUAUGUAACUAAAUUACACAUCAAAAUAAAGCCUUUAAA